Messenger RNA from Sporothrix brasiliensis 5110, 309 nucleotides. RefSeq names its product NADH:ubiquinone oxidoreductase 12.3kD subunit. Lineage: Eukaryota; Fungi; Ascomycota; Sordariomycetes; Ophiostomatales; Ophiostomataceae. The transcript has 2 exons. The record is from RefSeq and is a predicted model, not a curated record. Bases 1 to 309 code for a protein of 102 amino acids.
AUGCCGACCCCCGAGUCGGCCUCGUUCCUGGCCAAGAAGCCGACGGUGCCGCCGACUUUUGACGGUGUCGACUACGAUGACACCAAGCGCUUAAAGCAGGCGCAGGACGCCAUCAUCCGCGAGCAGUGGGUGCAGGUCAUGAUGGGCCGGCUGGUGCGGGAGGAGAUGAGCAAAUGCUACUACCGGGAGGGCGUCAACCACCUGGAGAAAUGCGGCCAUCUGAGAGAACGGUAUCUGCAGCUGCUCAAGACCGCCCGCGUCAAGGGCUACCUGUUUGAGCAGCAAAACUACUUUGAGAACAAGCAAUAG